AAUGUCAGAGCAGAUUACGUUUGACAUGUUUACGUUUUAUAUUAUUGUGUGUUGCAGUCAAUAAAAUUAAUAAAUUUUAAAUUGAGACGAAAUGAAUCCACCCUUGAAAGGUCCGGUGUAUUCCAUGGAAGAAGUGCUGAUAAAAAGUGAGCCAGUCGAAAUCGAACCUACCGCCUACUUCCACAUAAAAUGUGAAGACGGCACUACUAUAGUCAAAGCCGAACCGUCCACACCUCCAUCCGCAUUUGAAGACCUGCCUUCAGAAACGGUAAUAAACAUCAAGUCAGAAAUUGAGCUGGGCGACUACGAAUGUAGCCCUUCAUUGAACAGCACGCUGGUACAGUGUAACAAUACCGACGAACAAAUAGCCACCGACGAGCCAAUAGACACCGACAAUACCAAGAUGUUCGGCUGUGAUCUGUGCGAUGCACGAUAUUCAAAUCGAAAUAAUCUUCAAGUUCACCGUCGCAAACAUACCGGCGAGCGACCAUUUGUUUGCGAAGAAUGCGGAAACACGUUCGAUCGGAAGCAGAAUCUCAUUCGGCACAAACGAUUUCACAGCGGAGAGAAACCCUAUCCGUGCGACAUAUGUGGCAUGCGAUUCAAGCAGAGCGCCCACGUCAAAUCCCACAUUCGGAUGCACAACGGGGAAAAGCCAUACGAUUGUGGUGAAUGUGGCGCCAAAUUUGCCACUAAAUACGGACUUACAGUCCACCAUCGGAGCCACACCGGUGAACGUCGGUACGAGUGUGAAUUGUGCGGGAAGACGUACGUGCGCAACGAAAGUCUGGUCAAGCACAGAAGAUUUCACAGUGGAGAGAAGCCGUACAGCUGUGAUAUUUGUGGAUUGCGCUUCACGCAACUUGGUCACGUUAGACAGCACGAACUGACGCACAACGGUGAGAAUUUAUUCCCAUGCGAUGAAUGUAGUGUAAAUUUUGCUCGCAAGUCGAGUGUGACUAAACACCGUAAGAAGAUGCACUCCUCGGAAGCGAUUCUCGGUUGAUUGAUGAUUGAUUAGUUAAUAGCUCAGCACAAGUAAACGUUUUCCUCGAAAGAGGCUAACUGUAUACAAUUA
Bradysia coprophila is the source of this 1078-nucleotide messenger RNA. RefSeq lists its product as uncharacterized. Gene Ontology annotation, biological process: regulation of gene expression. Gene Ontology annotation, cellular component: nucleus. Lineage: Eukaryota; Metazoa; Arthropoda; Insecta; Diptera; Sciaridae. The record is from RefSeq and is a predicted model, not a curated record.